AUGCAGUUUUUGUCAAGUGGUUUUGUUGUGAUGCUUUUUCAUUAUGAUGGUAACGUUGAUGAGUGGAUGCAAUUUCAAUGGAAUGAUCUUGUCAUUUAUGUGUCUGCAGUCAAUCAAACAAAAUGCUGUUUAUCAGAUAUUCAAUCAAAGAAUUUUGGGUUUACAUAUUGCUCUGGUAAUAUUUCAUAUUGCUUUAGAGUAUUCUCAUCUGCUCUUGUUCAAGGUGCUACAAACGUUUUCUGGUACGAUAUUAGCUUAUGUUGGUUAUACAUGGUAGAUUACAUGAAACUGGUUGUUGGUGGCUUUUGGAAUGGCUUUGCAUAUCUUCUUGAGGAUGUUGCUUUGGAACCCACCCGGUCCAGCGAGAUCUGUAUCUUUUACUUUCAAGGUUUCUUUUAUAACUCAGGUAGGCUUUCUGGUAAAGAAUUUUCAACCCCUGAAACAAUAAAUUGCAAAUUCUUCUGUAAUGUGUUGAUUCAUGCAAUUGACAAACUUGAGAGAUUCUUAAGGCACUUUCCCGUUUUCCCGAAUGCUUUUCUGGUUGUUGGUCCUGCAGACUUCUUUGUUAUUGAACUUGCAGAUCAGCUUCAAAAAUUGAAGAUGGAACCAGUAUUGCUCCAUUACUUUUCACACAUUAAAGUUCUCCAGGGCAUAGAGCUGAGAAUGGCCACAAGUACAAGGUUAAAGACUUGUUUGUAUAGCUUCACUUCUCCUGGUGGUCCAAUGUACCCUACAAGAGUUGUUCGUCAUGCAGCCUGGGAUGCUUUAGAUUUGCUUUUUCCAAUUGGCAAUAAGCUCAAGAAGUUUGCGACUUGUAAAUAUGUUACAUAUUUGUCAGGAGCAUGA
Rosa rugosa (rugosa rose) is the source of this 846-nucleotide messenger RNA. RefSeq lists its product as uncharacterized. The record is from RefSeq and is a predicted model, not a curated record. NCBI's taxonomy places the organism in Eukaryota, Viridiplantae, Streptophyta, Magnoliopsida, Rosales, Rosaceae. The transcript is spliced from 8 exons. Bases 1 to 846 code for a protein of 281 amino acids.